AUGUUUUCUACGAAAAUUGGCCUUACCUUGGCCUUUCUAUCCCUAUAUGGACUUAGUCAUUCUAAGAGCCUAAUUACUUCCGAUACUUACUUCUAUGGCUGGUCUGAGCCUGUAUACCCGUCACCAAAUGGCACUGGGUCUGGUGAUUGGGCGGCAGCUUAUAACAAGGCCACAGCUCUGGUUUCGCAGAUGACCUUGGAAGAGAAAAAUAACUUGACGUACGGAGUCACAGUCACUUCCAACGGAUGUGCUGGAAAUAUUGCCGCAAUUACCCGUCUUAACUUUCCUGGGUUGUGUCUUCAGGGUUCAGGCAAUGGAGUCCACGAAACGGACUUCGUGAACAGUUAUCCAUCUGGUCUCCACAUAGGCGCUAGUUGGAACAAGUCUCUUGCCCACGACAGUGGUUGGCACAUGGCUGGCGAAUUCAGAAAGAAGGGCGUCCAAGUGGCUUUGGGACCUGUAGUUGCGCCUAUUGGAAGAACCACAACCAGUGGAAGAAUCUGGGAAGGUUCUGCCUCUGAUCCGUACCUCAGCGGAGCAGUUGCGGCAUCAACGGUACAGGGAAUGCAAGGUCAAGGUGUCAUCUCGAGUGUCAAGCAUUUUGUCGGCUAUGAGCAAGAACUAUACCGCAACCCUACAACGAACCCCGACAAUGAGACCGUGGAGUCUAUUUCCAGCAACAUCGACGAUAAGACAAUGCAUGAGCUGUAUCUGUGGCCUUUCCAAGAUGCGCUGAAAGCGGGUGCCGGGAAUAUCAUGUGUUCAUAUAACCGGGUCAAUAACUCCUAUGCCUGCCAAAAUAGCAAGACCCUCAAUGGAUUGCUCAAGACAGAGCUCGGAUUCAAUGGAUUUGUCGUAACAGACUGGGGUGGCCAGCACUCGGGUGUGGGAGCCGCUUUGGCUGGUCUUGAUAUGGCUAUGGCAACUGGCAAAUCUUACUGGGGUAACGAUUUUACUAAAGCCAUUAAGAAUGGCAGCGUGCCGAUCUCUCGUUUGGAUGAUAUGGCAACCCGGAUCAUCGCGACCUGGUACCGUAUGGGCCAAGACGAAUCGAGCUAUCCUGCACCUGGAGUGGGAAUAACACACAAUAUUAGCAUGCCGCAUGACAUUGUCAAUGCUCUCACUGCCGACGCGAAGCCCGUUCUUUUCGAUGGUGCUGUGGAAGGCCAUGUGUUGGUCAAGAAUUUGGACAACGCUCUGCCACUCCAGUCACCGAAGUUGAUCUCUGUCUUUGGAUACGACGCUGUGGCUCCGCCUCAGUACAUACCCAAUAGCAAGCUUUUCAGAGAUCCCUGGGAAAUAGGCUUAGAACCAGCUGUGUUCCAGCUGGCUGCGGCUGCUGAAAUUGCUAGCAUCAUAGACGAGCCGUACGAUUAUCAGGUUGCUUUCAACGGUACACUUCCUGUCGGCGGAGGUUCCGGUGCCAGCGCUGGUCCUUACCUCAGUGCUCCUCUCGAUGCCCUUCAGCAGCGAGCGUAUGAGGAUAGCAGUGCCGUCAUGUGGGAUACUUCCUCUAGCCCGAGCAUGCUGGGCGUGAUGCAAGCAUCAGACGCCUGUCUCGUCUUCAUCAACGCUUUUGCCACCGAGGGCGUAGACCGUUCAGGAGCAAAUGACGACUAUUCUGACGAACUGGUCAAAAAUGUCGCAUCAACCUGUGCAAACACGAUCGUCGUCAUUCAUAACGCCGGACUUCGUUUCGUGGAGCAAUUCGUUGACAAUCCUAACGUUACCGCAAUCGUAUUCGCCCACCUCCCCGGCCAGGACUCCGGUCGAGCAAUCGUGUCUCUGCUCUAUGGAGACAGUAACUUCAGUGGAAAACUCCCCUAUACCGUUGGCAAGAAUGAAUCCGACUACCCAGCGUUCUUCCAUGAUUAUGCUGUCAAACCUUACAAGCUAUUCCCACAGUCCGACUUCACCGAGGGUAUGCUUAUCGACUACCGCCACUUCGACGCCUAUGGUAUUACGCCGCGAUACGAAUUCGGUUUCGGUCUUUCGUACACCACAUUUGCUUUUUCGGACCUAAAAACCUCCCCCGUAAAGUAUGGCAUCGCUGCUUAUCCCAGCGGUGCCGUUGAGCAAGGUGGCGCUGUGGAUCUGUGGGAUUCAGUCGCAACCGUCACAGCUACGGUCAAAAACUCUGGGAGCAAGGCCGGUGCUGAGGUAGCCCAGCUCUACGUUGGCAUUCCCGGUGGUCCUGUGAAGCAACUUCGUGGCUUUGACAAGGUCCAUAUUGCGGCCGGCAAGUCUACUAAGGUUGCUUUUCAUCUGACCCGGCGCGAUCUCAGCAGUUGGAAUGUUAUUACGCAGAAGUGGGAGUUGCAAAGUGGAAGCUAUAAGAUCUAUGUGGGUUCUUCAAGUCGGGAUCUGCCUCUGAUAACCACUAUGAAGAUUGUCACAGACUCGGGCUCUUGA
This is a messenger RNA of Penicillium atrosanguineum, 2412 nucleotides long. Its product is annotated as beta-glucosidase. The transcript has 8 exons. Gene Ontology annotation, biological process: glucan catabolic process. The record is from RefSeq and is a predicted model, not a curated record. The coding region runs from base 1 to 2412 and encodes 803 amino acids. Gene Ontology annotation, molecular function: beta-glucosidase activity. NCBI's taxonomy places the organism in Eukaryota, Fungi, Ascomycota, Eurotiomycetes, Eurotiales, Aspergillaceae.